Molecule: messenger RNA, 1518 nt
Organism: Cotesia congregata
Lineage: Eukaryota; Metazoa; Arthropoda; Insecta; Hymenoptera; Braconidae
Source: the annotation of a GenBank genome assembly
AUGAUAAAUAUCCGAGGAUUCGGUGAGUACAAACUGCCGCCUGGCACCCGAAAACAUUCUAUUAGUUUUAUCAUCACGAUGUACUUCAAAAGUUCAGUUUUUUUGUUAACAUUUGCAUUCUUGGCGACACAAAUUGAAUGUCAAGCCGACUAUCACGUGGAACUAAGCUUGCGAUACAAUCCUAUGCACAACAAUUGGGAUAUUUAUGAUAUCAUACCGCAGCUAGAUAAUGGAGCUGAAAUAUCAUGUUGGGAAUCAAACGGAGAAUUAGUGUUAGAAAAUAACUCACCUUCUUCAGACGAAUUAUCAAAGCAAGGGACGUUUAAGAAAGUAGAUCUGACUCCACUGAAAAAUUUGCAUCCCAUGGAAGGCCUAUGGUACAAAUUCGGACGCUGUAUUCCCGAAAUUAACCAACUAAAUUAUCGUUCAAAAUAUUUAGAGGAGGCAAUUAGGUUGUUCGAAAAAUAUAACGUGGAAGAUAUUUUAAGACAAAGCAACAUUACUUCAGGAAAAAAUUAUACUUAUCAAGAAAUUUCUGAAGUUGUUUCCAAGGGAAUAGACGGAAAAAAACCUAUUGUCAAAUGUUUGUUAGAUAAAAAUAACCAUCUGUUAUUGGACAGAAUAACAAUAUUUUUUGACAAAUCAUUGAAUUUAAUUAAUCCAACAAGGCGUCAUUAUCUUGGAAAGUGUCCAAAUUAUCUACUAAUUGUCUAUCAAAAUUCAACAAACGACCCUAAUUUUUACGACAAGGUCAAGCUUUACGACGAUCCUUUGAAUAAAUAUCCGACGAUUCGGGAAGAUGAUAAUGGCUAUUACAGUCUAACUCAAGAAGUUAACCCAGCUGAGUGUUAUCCUCCACUCGGUCUAGAAACAUGUCGUGAUCCUAAAUAUUCGUGGAUGGUUCAUUCACUUAGCUUCGCUUUCAAAAGUAACGUAAACUUUACAUGUGAGCUGAGUGGAAUUGACCCUUGUGAUCCUGAAGGACAAUUCAACUUAAAGUCUUUGUCUUCUAUAAGAUAUGAAAUACUCGAAAAGUACGGAGUCAGUAAAAUUCCACAGAAUUUGAGUGAAGAAGAAGUGCAUUGUCGAAACUGGAGGAACCAAGAUAUAUGUGAACUUCACUUAAAAGGAAUUAACAGCGAGUUAAAGUAUUACAGAAAAACGAUCGAGUUGUUUGAUAAAUACAACAUGGAUAAAAUAUUACGGCGGUCUAAUAUUACUCCUGGGAAAAAUUACACUUAUCAAGAAUUAUACGAUGCCGCUUCGAAGGGUAUUAAUGGCAAGCAACUGAUAUUUACAUGCCGUCCAUCAUUAACUAAGGAACCAGGCAAACAAAUUUUGUUUGGAAUUGCAUUUUUUAUGGAUAAAAAUUUCAAGCCUACUGAUCCAACUGAAAUUGAAAUUCUUUCUGGAGGAAAUUCUACCUGUAGUCAUAAUGGACUGAUUUCUUAUCAGGGAUUUAAGGAAUAUGUGGAGGAAUUAUCGCAAUAUUUAUCGAUGAAUGACGGAUUUAACUGA